This is a messenger RNA of Diabrotica virgifera virgifera (western corn rootworm), 3697 nucleotides long. Its product is annotated as putative leucine-rich repeat-containing protein DDB_G0290503. The record is from RefSeq and is a predicted model, not a curated record. NCBI's taxonomy places the organism in Eukaryota, Metazoa, Arthropoda, Insecta, Coleoptera, Chrysomelidae. The transcript has 3 exons. The coding region runs from base 214 to 3531 and encodes 1105 amino acids.
GAAAUCAGUUGUGGGAUGUGAAGACGAUAAAAAUCCUGUCUUCCUAAACAAUUGCUUAUCAUUUUAUACUAAAAAUAUUCAUAUUGAAACAGUGAUAUUCAUUAUUGAUACCUUUGUGAAAUGAAUUCGAAUUAAAAAAGUGUUAUAUUAAAUGUUUAAUAUAAUAUAUGCAGUUUUGUUAUUACGAUUUACUGUGAAAUUUUAAUAUCAAAAAUGAAAAUUCUCCUGUCUCUUGUACUAAUAAUACUAUAUGAUAUAAAAACUCAGGCAGAGGUAUGUUCCAGACCAAUCAUACAGAAAGGACAUGUCUACAUUUACAGGACCACGUCUAAAAUUAAUGUUAAAGUAAUGUCUUGUCUUUUGUAUGACGGAAGUGGUCGUCACUAUGAUGUUUCAGAAAACUGCGUAAAAGCAUUUUCAUCGGGAAUCUAUAUCGACAGAAAUCAAGUAGUGCAUCGUCUUGGACAACUAGAACCGUCUCUUACAUUGGAAGAGUAUACCACAACUGCGUAUCCGUUAAAGGAUGAAAUCAUUUUAAGGUCUGGAACAAUAUGCCGAUAUAGUAGAGGAUUCUGCUACGACCCUUCAGUCAACAUUAACUACGCAGUUGUUUGGAAAGUAGAACCCGUUAUAAAACACAUGUGCCCAGACAAAUUGGACCACAUUUUUGAUGGUAGCGUAGAUGUAUGGACAUUACCCACAAACCUAACCUAUUUGUUGUAUUACGAUUUAAAAUUAGAUCUGUCAUUUGCAUUACGACUGGUAGACUACUCGGUAUGUCAAAAUAAACAAUUGUGGUACAUUGAAGAUAACGACUAUGUAGUGUCUUUCAGCAGCUUGGGGUAUCAAGGUAGGGCUACCAAGACUGCAAAUAGGUCAGUAUUUCCUUUACGUUCCAAAAAACUAGUGGUAGAAGCUAUUCUUAAAGACUGCGAUUUAAAAAUGGCUGCCUCAAAUUUUAAUUUGCAAAUCCAUGCUCAGUACUUCAAUGAUCCUAAAUAUCUCACAGAUAUUUUACAGGUAUAUCAACAAAUUAUUCUUAACAACAAGCAUAAUCUUGCUGCUCUAAAUUCUCGCAUUUCUACAAUGGAAACCAUUAUCCAUUUGAACCAAACUGUGAUCCAACAUAUACAGAUGGAAAAAUCAGAGAUACCAGUAGAAAAAGUUUUCGUUGAAAUGCUGAGCAAAAAUAAGGAGUUCGAAGAGUCACUUAAUGCUGUUAAAGUUGGCACACUAGAUUUGUCUGAAAAAUCAAAAGAGUUUUCAAAUAGGAUGAAUUUUUUGCGUGAUGCCGUAACCUUCUUGGAUGUGAGUAACAAACGUGUAGAACAAAAUAUAAAACAGUUUAAGACUGAAACGAACCAAAAAAUUUUUAACUUAUUUGAUUUUGGGAAGAACAGAUUUAAUGACAUCAUCAGGUUAGAGAAUCUUAUAAGAACUCUAGAUUUUAAAAUAGAGUUUGUUAGACAAAAUACUAGUAAUUAUAUUUUAAACACUUUUAAGUUUAAUCAAGGAACAAAUAUUUUAAUUGAUCAACUACAAUCGGACAAUCUUCUAUUGGCACAUAAUAUAGAAAAUAUCAAUUUACAUUUAUUAAAAUUAGAAAACUCUUCUACUACUAAAAUACCUGCUAACUUUACAAAUGCCUUAGAAAAAGUACUUCAAAUUGAAAAGACCAUCAACCAAAAAAUAGAGGAUGUGGCGAAGUUGAAAAGAGGCAUAGAAAUGAUAAUAGUCGCUUUUAACAAGAAAUAUAUAGAGCUCAAUGAUACUGUCAUUAAAAAGGUAAACAUGGUCGACAACAAGGUUCUAAACUUAACUAAUCUGUUUAAUUUGUACAAAAAAGAUCUUCAUAUUUGUAACACAACUCUUAAUGGUACAGAACCAUCCGAUUCAAACGGAAAAACCAACAUUGAUAUGUCUAUCAUAAAUAAUACUAUAUCUUCAAAAAUUAACAAUAUUCAAACUAUUUUAACUGAACAAAUAAAAACUCUGUCGAAAGAACUAAGUGAUCUAAAGAAGGAGUUUGGAGAAAUUGUGGAGCAAAUAGCACGGCAAGAAGCAGAGAGACUUAAACAGCUGGAGAACAAAUUAACGACCAACACAGAACGUAUUUACUCAAAAUUUAAUGACACAGAAGCUAAAUUUAAUCAAUCAGCUGCUGAAUUAUAUAGAAAAAUUACUGAUCUUGUAAACAAUGCUGAGAAAAGAAUUAACAGCAAUAUGCAGAAAGCUAAAGCAAGUAUUUUACAAGAAGUACGUCUUUAUGCAGAUGACUCGUUGGUAAAGAAAAAAACAUUUGACGAAGAAAUGGAAAAAAUUAAACAAUAUGUAAAUAUUUCACUAAAUGAUAUACAGCAGAAUAGUACACAUAAAUCACAUCUUGAAUAUAUUAAGGAAAAUGUUGAGUUUAUAAACAAUACUAUAAAAAAUAAGGUUGAUAUAUAUGAAGACAAAUUUCAAAAAUUAGAAAAUAAUAUGAAAAUUAUGUCUGAAGAUCUUGACAAAAGUAUAACGGAUAAAAUUGAGGCAGCUUUAUUACCUUAUAAAAACUCUAGUACAGUAUCUGAUAAAAAACUUCUUGAUGUAGAGAAAAGCACAAGCCAAAAAUUGAGUGAUCUCAAAUUCGAGCUAGAGAAUUCUACAAAAACAGAAAAUAAUAAUCUUCUAAACAAAAUAGAUACCCCAGACACAAAAAUUAUACAAGCAGAAAACAAUAUUGCAAAACAGAAUAUGAUCUCGCAAAAAAUUGACAAGAUACUUGAUGACAUAAGGCAAGAUAAAAGCUCGUUAAACAAUCAACUCAAAACGCAGCAAAACGCUAUAAAUAAUCUUCAAAAUGAAAUAGCCGAUUUAGACCAAAAAAUAUCAAACAACACUGACAUAAAUAAUAAUCUAGACUCCAUUAAUAAAACUUUAGCAAAAAAUAUAGAAGAUUUACAGCAAGAAGUUAAAAAAAUUGAGGCAAAGGUAGAUGGUGCAAAUUCUAAUAAAUUGAGACGACUAAGUGAAGCGGAAGAUAAAAUUAAAACAAAUUUCGAGGAACAGUUAACUAAGAUCAGUAAUUUAAAUGCAGAAAUUGAUACAAUUAAAACAGAUAUGCAGAACAAAAAUUUAGAAUCAAAUAAAGCAGAGGCAGAAAUUGAUAUUCUUAAAGACAACAUAACCAAAUGCAGCAUUAAGCAAAAAGAAAGUGAUCAUGAAAUAGAUAAUUUAAAAAAAGAAAUACAUCAGAUGAAAAAUGACUUCAAACAAAAAGAGGAAACUUUUACAAAUUCUUUGUUGAAUGUACAGACAAUGUUAGAGAAGAAGAACGAAGAAAUUGCGGAAAUAAAAGCAGAACUGGGCAAAUUGAUGACUUGUUGCACAGAAAACAAAAAUGGAAUCAAAGAUAAAGAAACUGAGAUUAACAAACUCAGAGAAGAGUUUACUAAAGCUAAUAAGGAGCUCAAAGAGAAACAGGAAAAGUUGGCCACUACGCUACAUGAUGCGCUAGAAGAAGCAGAUAUUGUUCAACCGGAUAUUCAAUAAAAAAUUAUAUCAACAAUAUUAUUGCAUUCUUAAAAUAGUGCUAUGCUUUUUGAAUUUUUGUAUACAAUAUUCAAUAAAUUCAAUAUUGAAUAAUAAGUAUAAUUUAGCUGUUUAAAUGUGAUUGUUUAACUCUCACUGUAAAAUUAAAUAAAAAAUUCCCCAUGUU